Messenger RNA from Macrobrachium nipponense, 9229 nucleotides. RefSeq names its product mucin-2-like. NCBI's taxonomy places the organism in Eukaryota, Metazoa, Arthropoda, Malacostraca, Decapoda, Palaemonidae. The transcript has 25 exons. The record is from RefSeq and is a predicted model, not a curated record. Gene Ontology annotation, molecular function: GTPase activator activity; lipid binding. Gene Ontology annotation, biological process: actin cytoskeleton organization; regulation of Rho protein signal transduction; signal transduction. The coding region runs from base 597 to 7790 and encodes 2397 amino acids.
AAGCGAAUCAGUGUCCUUUGAACAGUGUGAGAGUGUGGAUGUACGCGCGCACCGCUAGCAGUGGUGUCUGUGAAAUACUAAUUGAAACUGGCGUAAUUUUCGCCAUGGAUGUACUUAAGUUUUGACGACGCUUUAAUUAAGUGAUAUUUAGAAUGAGGAGUGAAUCAUGAAUUAUAUAUGAAUUAAAGCCUCGGAACUCCGUAUAAAACAAAUGAAUUCUACGUGUGCUAUGUGCUAAGUGAAUGAUAAACAAAACAACAAAAUGAGUGGCUUGUAAAGUUACAGUCGAGUUGGAUUUAUCAAUCAAGUUACCUCCCCUAAGUAUAAUUGUCCUCGCGUGCUUCCAACUCCCCACUCCAAAUAAAAAAAACCAGAUGUUGGUCUGAAGACUUCAGCCUCCAAGACAGACGCGAUGGAUUCCCCAGACAAGGGACCAGGCCUCCUCGGGGGCGACGCCCCCUCGCUCCACCUAACAUAUGAAUUGUUAUGAUGAAGAAACGCAGUACAUUCCCCUCCCCCCUCCUGUAGUGUCACCCCACCCUCUGUGAUUUCCAUAUAGACUUGAAAAUAAGGAAGAAUAUUAUUGGUCAGCCCAGAUGGCUAGCAUGGUCCUGAAAGAAGGUGUUGGAGGUGUUAAAAUGGCCGCCUGCGAAGGGAAGGGCCGCGGGAAGGGUAGGGGAGCCAAGGACUUCGAAAUCGGCCCUCCCAAAAAGGAUCCUUACACAGAAAUCGAAAAUUACCUCCGGAAAGCUCAGGAGGAAAUCAGCGCAGUAUUCGGGGAUGGCGGAGUAGCUGUUGCCUCUAAAGACGAAAGAUCUCGACCACGCGCGCCGGCUCGUCCUCCACUUCUUGAUGGACAAGCAUCUCCUUCUAAGAUACGAAAAGUUUAUACAACAAAUCGGCAAGUGGAAACUCCUCCCCCUCCUCUUCCACAACGUCAUCUCUCCAUCCCAGCAUCUCAUAGCCGAAAACGUGUUCCUUUAACCAGAAAGUCCCGCCGAGUGUCAGCCCCAACGCUCAUCAACCCUCAAAGCUCACAAAAUGGACAUUCUUCUUCGUCUUCCUCCUCUUCAUCCUCAGCUGAUCCUUGGUACCCACGCAGAGAUCCUCACUUACAAGAAUGGGCGCAGGGAUUGCUGAAAGAUUUCCACUCUCUCGUUGAAGAAGAGAUUCGUUCCUUAGGCAAGAAUACGUCUACUACAGCAUCCACCCCAUGUUUAACCCCUUCAGGUAUAGGUGCUCAUUCAGAAUUAAAAAGCCAGGCACCUGUUUUCAUUAAGACAUCAAGGUCUUCAACUCUCCCAGCGAAUGUAACAGUAGAUACACCGUUAUCACUUGAACGUCCCGUUCCCCCCAACAGCCCUGUAAGAUCGAGUCCUUUCUUGAAAAGAGACGCAUUACUCUCCAGUAAAAGUUUCUGUAAGUCAGAUGAUUUUAAGACAAAGAAUUUUCAUCAGAAUGUUACAGAUAGCUCAGCUUUUGUGAAACCCUGUAAAGCAGCAGUUGUAGAUACCACUAUGGGCACUUCACAAAGUACAGGCCGUGGAGAUCACUGGGCAGGGGAUCGGGCUGGUCCUUUCAGGACUUAUACAUUGCCAAGAAGUGGCGGACAUCGUAGCGUCAGUUUAAGUGGUGCGGGAGCCAUUAAUUACCGCACCUCUGCUGCUCAUCCAGAUGAUUUAGAUGUCAACUGUGAACUUUUGCGCGUGAACCCUCGAUUCUCCCGCUCCCAUUCCUUAGACGAAGGUGCUGGUCUGAGUUCUUGGGCACUUCACCAUUUGUCCGUUAUUGAUACCAUUCAUGGAAAAGCCACCACUCCAGCAAAUUCCAGUACCAGAACUAGUCAAGGCACAUUAUGCCCCAUUGUAUUGUCCAGGCCAUCUGAACCUCUAAGGAUACCAGGUCCACCUCCAAGCACUCCAAAAUCUGGUACACCUGCUUAUCUCAAUGAAGGACACUAUGGAAAAAUCCGGAAAACUGGAUUUGCUGAAAAGCAUAAUGAAAGAUGGCGACCUAUGAUAGUGAACUCAUGCCAAGAGGAUACAUUACUCAAUGGUUCAUCUGUGGUACGUUUCAAAUCUAAUGGUUCUCCUGUAAGCCGUUUCAAAUCUAAUGGUAAUUGUAGAUUGAGUGAUGAUGAAUUGGCAAAAACACCACAAAAUAAUAAGUCAUCACCGUUACUUCCAUCUGCAGUUGGUAUAAAGCCACAACAAACAAGCAAUGGAUCAUCUGCCCUUUCACCAUCUGAUCUUCAGAAAGGUACCAAUGAGCCAUGGGUAUGGGCUGACCAAGAAGAUGUGUCUGGUUUAACUGAUCGUCACUGUGAUCCGAACGAGUGUUCACAUUGCCAGGCUAAGAAUUUGAAGUCAAGCGAUGAAGAUUCUCAAAAUACAGCAGAUGGUAGACAGGAUGAUCUAUCAUAUUUAGCAACACACAAUGAAAAAUCUUGUGAGGGUACAAGCCAUCUUGUAAAGGGUGAUGGUUGUGUAGAAGAAGAGAAUGUUAUUCAUGUGUCUGUAAGUCCACCAGACCCAUCAAACAUCCAGAGUUAUGAGGAUGAUUUUGAAACAACUCUUAAAGAGUCAUUUGAUGGAUCAAAUGAAAUGAGAUCAGGUCGUAAAAGUGAACCAGUACUGAUAGGUGGUGGUUUGUCAUCAACUCCCAUCGAUGGCCGAAGGCACACACUACCUGCACCUAGACUCUUUGGAAGUUUGUCUCUCCUUUCAGCUCCUGUACCAACGUUUGAUACAUCCUCAUGGGAGACUCUACCUCCUGCGGAUGAAUUAGACUUUGAAUUGGAGGAAAAGCCAAUAGCGAGCAGCACCAGGACACGAGACCCAUCACCUGGGUCAUUGAGUGCCGGUUCGUCAAGAUCCCUAAAUUCUUCAUUGUCCUCGCUGUCACACCUGAGUAUUCAUCCAGAUCACUCAGAAUGUGACUCAUGGCCAUCUUCACCUGUUGCAGAUCAAGCUUUAACGCCAGAUGUAUUUUUAGAUCCGUGUGCAAUUCAGUCACCCAAAGAUGUGACGGUGAGUAAAUACAGUGAUGGUGAUAAGUCUAGUGUGAGAGAUCUUAUAGAGAUAAAAUCUGUAACGAUUGAUAAAGAAAGAGCAUCUGCAGUACAGGACAAAAAGCCAAAAGGACAUGUUCAGAAAAACGAGCAGUCUAAGCCCAUCACUGGAAUGCUACACCUUACUCCUGUUGACACAGCAGGAGGCGGUCCUAUUAUAUUUUCAGUGUCCAUUCCCGAAGAACCAGGUGUAAACAGCAGUGCAAAUGCAAGUGACCUAAUUAAUAGUGAAAAACAGAGUACGCAAAAUGGAUUUAAACAAAAUAGGUGUGCGCCAUACUCUGAAAGUUUGUGUAGUCAUUCCAACGAGGUAUCAGUUGAAGGCCGUUCUUGUGAAAAGCCAGGCAAGGUUAGUUGCUCUUCUCAGAAUCUGUCAGUUGAGAAUGACCACCACGGGAAAGAAGAACAAUCUUCGAAUUCUGCUCAUGCUCGUAAGCCACCUCAGCGUCAAAGGAGUAUUUCUCUGACUGAGCCUCCCAGCACGUUGGCCUUCGGUCAAAGCAAGAGACUUGUCACGAAGUCUACUCAGUCGUCUGGAUCGGGACCCUUGAGUCACUUCCUAAGGGCCGUCGAAUCCCACAUCCGAGGAGGGAGCCGCCAUAGCCAGCAACCCCAGCCCCCCGCCCCCCUCACUUUCUCCGUCCCCUGCCAGCAUCUGUCACCCUCCUCCACCCCGACGUCUACAGGGAGCUCUACAGCGCCCACCAUCGUUCUAGACGCCUUCACUCAGACCACGCCCACGCCUACCCCUCAGUCGGCGUCGCGCGCCUCGUCCGUGACCUGGCUGAGCGAAUGCGGGUGUGACGACCUGGCCUCCAUCGAGCCCUGCGCGUCCUCUCUCGCCCUCAGCAUCACCGAGGACGACUACGGCGAUGACGACGACGAGGACGACGAGGAGGAGGACGACUGGUCCGAGGGAGGGUCUCUCUCGUCCUCCUCCCCCCCGCCCACCCCGGCCUCCAUGCCGCGGGACGACUCCUCGCUCUCCCUCUCCGAGUCCCUGGAUACCCUCGACAUCAACGGCGAGUCCGGCAUCGGCACCGUGUCCACGCGGCCCUCCGUCAGCCCCCCCUCCCACGCCCAUCACACCCUCGACCUCUCCGGCUCCAACUUGUCCUCCGAGGACACGGGCCUCGAGAACAGCUUCGAGAGGCAGAUCCGACGCUACAUCCCCAACACACGGCCGCCCGCCCGAGAGAGCGACCACCACGUCCAGCACUACCGGAGGCGCCGCCCGAGGCCGCGCCACCACGAGCAGUGGGUGCGGAGGGAGGACCAGAUGACCCAGACCGAUCCGCUCCCGCCCACGCCCUCGCCGCACGGCGUCGCGGCGGAAGACUCCUCGCCCUCCCGCGAAAGCAUCCUUCAAGACUCGAACGAAACCCUCGAACGAAGCAGGGGCGGAUCGGAAGAGCGGAUGAUGGUCAGACACACCCACAGUGAACCCCAUCUAGACGCUACGCUCACGCCCUUGGGUGGUUCCCUGAGGGGCGUGUGCAGCGAGGCUGCGCUUCCUCCCAUUCCGACGUCGCAUUCCGCUCGCAGUGCUUUCACGCCCUCGGCGCCCACUCUGCCCACUCUAACGGAAGACAAGCCUCCAAUGGCACCGCUCAAUAGCAAGCCACCCCGCCCACGGCAUCUUUCUUUAUGUUCCUCGCACCCGCCUCAGCAUUCGCCGGGGAAGGCGUGUUCCGCCCCGGUCUUGGAAUCCAAGCAGCAGAAUGCUUACACCCAGCACACUCCUGCCACGACUCCUUCUGAGGAUUCCUCCGGAGAGACCCCGGUUUUGACGACACGAUCACAGUCCGCCAAGGAAAUAGCAGAGCUAGAAGCCAUCGAAGCGUGCAAAUGGCUGAGGGCCGCUGGAUUUCCACAGUAUGCUCAGAUGUACGAAGAGCUUCAGUUUCCUCUGGACCUGGGAUGUGUCGAACGGGACCAUGCCUUCCUCGACCGAGACUCCCUGCAGGCCCUCUUCAGGAGGCUGAGGGCGCUCAACAAGUGCGCCAAGAUAAGGCUCGACUCCGCAAGGAAAAAUAAGACUGAGGAGUCUGACGAUGAGGAACAGCAGUGUGCCCUAUCCGGAAACUGGAAGUUCCAGAGACACAACAGGAGGUGGUCCAGGAUUGUCCACGAUCGAUCCCCAACAGUUGGUGAUAAGACUGGUGAAUCCAGAGGUUUGGAGGUACCUGAUGAUGCCCUUCUUGGCCAGUUCAAGAGAUCUGGCUCUGAGCGCCUUCGCGAUGGCGCUAAAGCCAUCCUCCGAAGGAUGGAGUCUCUCAAAAAUAAGAAAAAGAAAAGACAGAAUAGAGAUGGUGUUGUCAUAAGUGGCCCAAAGCUUGUUGAUGAAGCGCACAUGCAAGCACGAGUGGCAGAGUUGGGUUGUGUAGAUAUCUCCCCGGAUGCAUCGCCUGAACUUUCAGCUCGAGGCUCCGUGACCACUGGCACUCCUCACCCAAGAGAGCUGCGGCAGUCAACCCCAGGAGAGGAUUCUUCAUCCUUAGCCUCUGACCAGUCUCAGAGUUCUACUCCCUUAUUCCGGGGUCGAAGGAGACGAAAAUUUUGGGGGCGAGGGGGUAGUGCCCAUGGAGUUGAAGGAAGUGGUGGGGGAAGUGGUGGUGGUGUUGGAGGAGGGGGAGGAGCAUAUAGUGAUUCAGAGUGUUCCCCCCCUACUUGGAGGCACUACCUUACAGAUGCAAAUUCAAAUAAAAUGACACCAAGUAAUCAGGUUUCACCUGGACAUUCAGAAAAACAUCCCAACAAAGGUAGCUCCGGACGACAGUCGAGGCCCGCUCACCUGCGCCACACUGGUUCUCUUACCUAUGGCAAGGAAUCUCAAGCUGCCAGAGAAAAUUUCUUAGCUAGUAUCAGAGGAGGUGGGGAGAAAAAUGACGAGAAUGUCUCGCCUUUGCCAAGUCCAGAUGAUGAGAGGCAUUCAGUGUACGAUAAUGUUCCAUUAAUAAUAUGCAACAAAAGUUAUCAUGAUUACCAGCCGGAAGUCAUGGAUUCUGAAGCAAGUGCACACGAGGGUUCUGGUAGCAGUGAAUGUACUGUAGAGAGUAGAGAUUCUCCACUACCUUCAACUCAUGAUGAUGAAGAAAUUGAAGAGCCUAGAAGGAUAACAGUAGACCGAUGGCAUAGUUUCAACAGGAAAUCUUAUCAACCAAGUACAAGGCAACAAGGCACACAGAUUAAUGGGUUUAGCAGUGGUCAGAUGCUACAUUUGCGAAAGAGAGCACUCCUCAGACUUACAGCUCUCAUGGAACGCUACUGCCCAAGCAACCGUAGUGGAUGGAACUGGGAAUUACCAAAGUUUAUGCGUAAAAUAAAGACUCCAGAUUAUCGAGACCGACAAGUCUUUGGCGUACCCCUCUUAGUGAUCGCUCAACGAACAGGUCAGCCACUGCCACCAGGCAUCCAGGCUGCUCUGCAAUAUCUCAGGACCUCUAGUUUAGAUCAAGUUGGUAUUUUCAGAAAGCCUGGAGUUCGGUCUCGCAUUCAGAAAUUAAGAGAAUUCCAUGAAUUGGGUGAAGAUAUACAGUACUCAAAUUUUGGUGUGUGCGACAUUGCCGACAUGGUUAAAACAUAUUUCAGAGAGCUACCUGAAGUUCUUCUAACGAAUAAGCUUUCAGAAAUGUUUAUAGCAAUUUUCCAGUAUUUACCUGUUGAACACAGACUAGAAGCCUUGCAGUGUGCAGUUCUCUUGUUACCAGAUGAGAACAGAGAGGUUCUCAUGGCCUUACUAACCUUUUUAGCAGAUGUUGCUGCAAACUCUCACCAUAAUCAGAUGCAUGCAAGCAAUCUUGCAGUAUGUUUAGCGCCAUCCCUUUUCCACUUGAAUGUUGGUACUUCUGGAUCUAGUCCUUUAAGACGGCGGGCAGGUGGGACUCCUGAACAGCGUGAUCUCCAUGAGAAUAAGGCGGCGCAUCAGUGCCUUACUCUAAUGAUUCAGCAGGUGAGCCAACUUCAGUGUGUGCCAACUGAAAUGCUGUCCAAUUGCCGUUUUACAUACCUCGAGCAGAGUCAACCAGUUUGUUUGGAGGACUUGGGUGUGGUAGGAUCUCCAGGUAUCACUACAACUACUGAAGGUGACUGGGCAUCUUAUAUGAAUGCUUGCGUCUCGUCACUGCUUAAAGAAGCAAGAGACAAAUCUCGAGGGUGGGUUCACAUGAACUGCGCAGACCCAAAUGUUGAAAUUCUUUACCGCAAAGUUGGUGAUGGCCAUCCCUUACGGCUGUGGCGAGCUACUACUGAAGUUGAAGCUCCACCUGCUGAACUUCUCAAUCGUGUCAUAAGAGAGAGGCAUUUGUGGGAUGAAUCUUUAUUUAAAUGGAGAGUUAUAAAUCGCCUUGACCGCCAAGCUGAAGUAUUCCAGUACAUGUGUAAUUCCAUGGCUCCUCGCCCUCCGGUUGAUUAUUGUGUCUUAAGAUGUUGGCGAAGUGAUUUAGCAAGAGGGACAUGCAUUGUUGUUGAAACAUCUGUGGAACACAGUGAUGCAACAGUUUUAGUGGGUGGCGUUAGGGGUAUAGUUUUGGCUUCGAGAUACCUUAUACAGCCUUGUGGGUCUGGGAAGUCACGGAUAACCCACAUAUCACGACUUGAUAUGAGGGGAAGAACACCAGAAUGGUACAACAAAGUGUAUGGCCAUGCAACAGCAAUACAUUUAACCAAAAUACGAGAGAGUUUUCAGCAUCAUGCUUGUGGGCCUGAAAGCAAAGUUUAGACUUACCCAUUUGUACAAACUUUCAUAAAUAUUACCAAUUCUAUAUUAAUACAGAGAAAUAUUUAGUACUUUACAUUAUGAGUGAAGACAGUAGGAAAAAACUUUCAUAAAAGCUUCAGUUUCGGGAGUAAUUAAGACUCCCAUAUUACAGCGCUUCCACAUAAGAAAAAACAGUGCACAAAAGUAACAGUCGUUUGUACCAAUGAAACUGUCAAUAGCCUAUAUAAUACCUGUAAUUAUUGUAUUAUUUAUCAAAAAUAAAUGUGGACCACUUUACAUUCCUGAGAUUCCUUGGGGGUGUGCUGCGAAUAAUUGUGUAUAGAAUGUACCCCUGUAAUAUGGAAAAGUGCAUGUGUAUAUACAUUAUAUAAAUAUAUAUAUAUCUGAAUUUGUGUACCAACUCUGUACCAAAGUAUUCAGUCAGUUGACAAUCAGUGUAGCAUAUAGGUUUAUAUACCUUAUCAGAGGACCAUACUAAAGAAUUACUGUAGCAUUAUCCUUAUCAUUCCUUUCCAAUAGGAGAAAAUAUUAGUGAUUUUGUAAUGGGAAUCAUAAUUAGACAUAAAUCACAUCAAGCUGCCUUUCCCCAUCGCCAGUUUUAACACUGCUGAGCCAGUGUUUUAACGAGGCAAAACAUCUGUGAUGAAUGGUUGGAGAAACCCUUAAAUUGUUUUGAAGUUAUAUGCAGUACAUUUCUAGGAAGUAUUAAGUUUAAAAUAUUUUUAUAACCAUGUUGUACUUCCAGCACCUAUCAACAGUAGUAGUAUGGAAAUAUAGAUUCAAACAAGUGGUGGUGCUGUUGAAGGGGAAAUUCAGGUGCUCAGAGUAACAAAGUUAUUAUUGCAGUAUUGAGGGAUUUGUGGGUGGGAUUAAUGCUACCAAUUUAAAGAUGAUAAAUUAAACCAAUUCUUUCAAACCAUGAAAAUUUAUUUAAUUUCCUAAAGAUAUGUGGUCACUGUAAAAAAAUAUAUAUAUUGCUAACUGUAAUUUGACAAUGCUCUUUGAGCAGUGAAAUACUAUAAUGGAGUACUCUUAACACAUAUCAAAUUCAGAUUGCCUGUAAAUCUUGAAGUAAAUGAGCAUACUCUAUAUCAAAACGUUUUCCAAAAGAAGAUAUUCUAUGCCUUUAUUGAGCAUGAUGGUUUCAGAAUGAUUUCUGAAGCUCACAUUCCUAGUCCUACCUGGUUUUAUCAUUUUUGUAUAUUGUAACUUUUCAUAAGAUGUUUUAUAUAUAAAAUUACCUCUUAUACAUUGUUAAUUUAGACUUAUUACGUGUUUUGUAUUUUAUUAUUGUAUAAACCUGAAAUUUGCCUGUAAAUGUCACACUAUCCACACUUGUCUGUAUUAUGUACACCAACAGUCUGUAGGCUAGAAUCCUUUUCGGACUAUCAUGUUGUACCUUUUGGUGCUGAAUAUAUAAAUAUAUUAUAUUAUCUGUA